UGCUAGGGAAGGUGGUGCUGGGGACCUGUUGGAAAUGACGGGAGAAGAAAUCAGAUUUCAAUAUCAAGACCAAAACAGUACGCCUGGAAUAUAGCAAAGAAACUUCACCAGAUCUGCGUGCUAAGGGGUGUGAAUAACCAUGGAGACCUUGAUAAGUGCGGUGGCCCCUCGGUCCCCAGCCCCGGUGAAGAAAGCCUCGGAGGUGGAUUUCAGGUCGGGGGUCAUGCUGGAGCAGCUGUCGUCUCAGGUGUCUGAGCUGGUCACCCUGGAGCAGGGGGACUUCGGGGACCAACUGGCCCUGGAGGUCCACACGGCCAAAGACUUUAUCUUCAACAUGCUGGGUUUAGUACAGAAGGUGGACCAGCGUCUCCCGGUGGCCAAUGAGUACCUGCUCCUGUCUGGGGGGGCCAGGGAGGGGGUUCUGGACCUCAACCCAGAGGAGCUGGGGGACUACGCCAAGGGGGCCGACUUCGACCUGGACUUCACCCUCCUGGUGCCCGCGCUCAAGCUCCACGACCGCAACCAGCCCGUCACCCUAGACAUGCGGCAGUCGGCCCCCUGCCACUCCUGGCUGUCCCUGCGUCUGUGCGACCCCAACACUCUGGCCAGGUGGAGCAUCUGCUGCCAGGAGGAGAACGGAUUACCCCCCGAUGAUGAGGAGGAGGAUGAAGAGGAAAGGGGAAUGGGUCACCAAGUCUCUGGUGCUGUUCCCCCCUCCCUCCAUUCCCCCCACCAGUCUCUGGAUGGGUGCUACUUCUCUCCCGCGCUGGUGGCUGACUGGUUCUGGGGGGUGGUGUGCGAGGCGGUGGACGAGCUGAGACGUUCACCACAGAGAGGCAUCCCCAUCCCGGAGAGGCUGGAGCGCAACGGUCCCCUGACCACCCUCAUUCUUCAGGCGGGGUCCAGUCGAGUGCUCUAUGACCUCCUGCCUGUGGUGUCCUUCCGGGGCUGGCCCGCCGUGGCCCAGAGCUGGCUGACGGCCAACCACUUCUGGGACGGGAAGAUCACGGAGGAGGAGGCCAUCUCUGGGUUCUACCUGCUGCCCUGCCCGGCCCCGCUGGGGGGGAGGCCCGACCGGGAGUGGAGGCUGGCCUUCUCACGCAGCGAGGUUCAGCUGAAGAAGUGCAUCCCGUUCCCCAUGGCCCAGGCCUUCCAGGCAGCCAAGGCUGUCCUCUCCCGCCUCCUGGCUCGUCCCCGCACUGGCCUCAGCCCCUACCACCUCCGCACCCUCCUCUUCUGGGCCUGUGACCGCCUGCCCCCCUCCUACCUGUCUUCGCCUGACUCCGACACUCCCGCCCGUCUCCUCCUGGGCCUCCUGGAUGACCUGGCCCACUGCAUCUUGGGUAAGAACUGUCCCAACUACUUCCUGCCCCAGUGCAACAUGCUGGAGCACCUGUCGGACAGCCAAGCCCUGCUGGUGGCCCGGAAGCUGGCUCACGUCCGCUCAGACCCCACCGAGCACCUCCGGGCGGCCCUGGACCAGGCACAGCAGGCAGGCCAGCUCAAGAGGAAGGCGGCGGGCGCCACCAACGGGCAUGGCGGGUCACCUGGCCACAGGUAUCCGGCCAGCGGCAUCAUCUCACCCUCGGACGACAAGCUGGCGGCCAGGCUGCAGCAGCUGGUGACAGAAAACCCAGGGAAGUCGAUUUCUGUGUUUCUCAACCCUGAUGAUGUCACGAGGCCACACUUCCGCAUCGAUGACAAAUUCUACUGACCCGAGGGCCUAGUGUAGUGUUGUGGUAGCCACACAUACACACUCUCACACACAAGUAAAAUAGCGGGCCAAAAGUUGACGAGUCAACCAGGAUGGCUCGAGGCGCGAAACACUGCCGGUCGCUGCUCCCUAUACUGCCCCCUCUUGGCGGCUAAUGAUAACGGCGCUAACUAAUGAGUGUUAACGACUCUGCUGUAACUAUAAGACACUGUACCAAAAAAUCCAUACUGCACGCUCCCAAGAAGAUGCUAGCUCUAGAGAAACCAACACACUUUUAUCGAUUUAGAGACCCCGUGACAGAAAAAGGCUUGUUAAGUUGUUACCACGGAGACCACUGCUCUUUAUCAAGCUUGCCCUAACGAGAUGUUUUUUUUAGCUGGUGCUACAAAGAAAAGAAAGAAUCGCUUUAGAACAAAGAAAGAAGCUGCUGCUUACAAAGGGUACGCCGUUUCAUUCUCUUAAGGGUUUAUGCUCGUCUCGUCUCUGCACACCGCUGAGAAUACUGUAUUCCCCCUUUUUCUGCCCAAUCAAAGUGGGUGAUAGCUGAAUAAGAAAUGGAGUAUCAAGGUACUAUGAUGUAACUGAAUGUAAUUUGGUGUGGGGAAAUGUCUUUGAACAGAGUGUUUUCUUUCUUCCCUCUUUCUAUGUUUCUUUUUAUCCCUCGUUCUCUCGACUCUCUGCCCCACUCUCUUUCUUUAUCUCGCUCGUUUGCUAUCUCUCAGGUAUUUUGAAUGUUUGUUUUCUAUGUGACUCCAGACUCCCUCUGGUAGGGUUAUGGUCCCCCAUAUCUAUCUGAAUGGUAUAACCCAGGGCGGUCCUUCCAUUUCAACUCUCACUAUGUGGCGGAAGGCACCAAAGAGCCACACUGGAGGGGUGUUUCGAGGAGCCUUUCGGCGAAGCAAUGUACCACCCCAUAAGAAAGGUAUCUGUAUUCACUGACCCAGAGUCAGUCCGUACUGUUAACGCUCAUAUUCCCCACCUUAACAAUCCUGACCAACAUGCAGAUCAGAGAUCACCUUAUCAAUUUGCCUUUUAUCCCCUGAAAGCUUGAAGAGGUUUCAUCAAAUAAGGGUCAUAUCAUAGGGGCUAUCAACUUAAUUCAGUUCCUUUUUAUUACAGUCCCUUUGAAAGCCUUCGAAAGUA
Molecule: messenger RNA, 2857 nt
Organism: Salvelinus namaycush (lake trout)
Lineage: Eukaryota; Metazoa; Chordata; Actinopteri; Salmoniformes; Salmonidae
Gene: tmem102
Product: transmembrane protein 102
Exons: 7
Coding region: 140-1714 (524 amino acids)
Source: RefSeq, a predicted model, not a curated record